AUGACAAUAGCUGUCUAGCUGAGUCAUAAUAUUGGAAAAGCCAACACUUCUCGCGUCAUUUUGUAGAACGAAAACGUCAUACAAAAUUUCCUCUGAAGUGAGUUAUAAACUGUAGAUGAUGAGGGGCCUACACUUAGCUUUCGUAUUGCUAUUCACGAUCCUUGUGCUAUAUUCAAAAGACUGUGAGGCACAAUGCGCACCUGAGGACGCCAAAGCUUGGGACCCUGUCAGGAACGAGUCGACGUACGACAGGGAUCCGGCAAGCAUCAACCAACCAGACGGAAGACCAUUGGGUUAUCAGUUAGAUACCCUUGAUUACAUUAAUGAUGCUAAUGCAAGAUCACCCUGCGUGACAGUCACUGGAUGUAUCAACUAUGUGGACAUUAUGGUCGAAACAGAUCCAUUGGCCAGAAUUUGCAUUGAAGACAUUACCACAGAUGCUGCCACCAGAGAACUUAUUUGUCAAGAGAGAAUCUCCAGCUGUGUUCCCUGUCCUAGUGAAGAGGUGACCUAUCAAUUCUCGUGCCAGGGGUCAAGCUGUGACCAGAGUGCUGUCAACUUCUGGUUUAGAUUCGUCCUCAGUGAUCCAGCUGUACUAGAUCCUGAACUUUGGUGCUUCAAUCGCAAUACCGACGAAUAUCCAAGCAGUCUAUACAACAAUGUACCUGUACCCGUGACUAGAGCUAAAACGAUGCCCACUGGGAGGGGCACGUCGCUAGGGGCAACCUUUUCUCUAACUCUUUGUGCCUUUCUAACAGUGAUCUUCAUUGCCAGGCAAUAAGGACAUAAGUAGUGUCCAAAGUAUGUGACUGUACAUGAAGAAAUUCUUUUUCCUUCAAUUAUGUAAAGUACAGUUCAGUAUAUAUUCGUACACAUCAGUAGUUUCAAAGUUAUUUUAUUUUAUAAAGCUAAUGUAACAUUAUAGAAAUUACUGAUUCAAAAGGUCAGUUAUUAUUUCAUGCCGGUCAUGCAGAAUCUUUUUUAUAUAUUAAAAGAAUAAUGUUCUUCACUUUAACAAUAUUGUGUGAUAUUUUCUACCUAUCUUUGUCUGAAUAAUUUAUAAGUCUUUGAAUUUCAGUGCCUUUCUUGAAGAAAUAUAAUGCGAUUGCUUAUCAACCAUGAAAUGUAUCAAGUUACAAGAGUUGUGGAACCGAAAAUCGACAUUCCAUCUUCAUUAAGCAAGAUUUUUAAAGUUGUGUAAUAUGCUCUCGGUAGCUUUUGAUGUGUGUGAUCUCAUACCAAUGCAGUUGUACAUGAAUUAUUCUCAUCAUAUUGAUUACAUUUAAUUAUGGUUCUUCAUUUUAUACAUGAUUUAUCUUUGAUAGAACAAAAAGAAAUUAAUGUGGAUGUGUGUACAAUUAUUAACUUUUACCACCUCUGUCUUUCUAAAAAUCAAACACUGCAAUUUCACUGAGGAUGCUAACAAAGUUUUGUUUCAAUGAUUGUGUGUGUACUGUACAGCUAAUAUGAGUACUUUAAAUACUGUUACAAGACUAUAAAAGUCAAUGUUAUAUAUAAACAGUAGUUGUGUAUUAGCAUAUAUAGAAAGUUUUUAAUGGUUGGCUUUGUAUUGUCAUGAAAAUUAGUUAACUCUGAAUAACCAUUGACUUCUUUCAUACCUUUCACUUAAAUAUCUCAUAAGUAUGAUUUUUUUUAAAUUUAUGUCUUGAUAGUAUGAUACACCAGUAGAUACACAAUGCAAUGUUAAUCUUAGAAUUAUAUAUUUGUGUAAUAAUAUUUCCUUUAUAUGAUGAAAGCCUUUUAAGUAUCAUUUUGCUAUAUAAAGAAUAUUGAUAUGUUGUGGAUAUGGUUGGAUAUUGUAAUUUUUGAGAGAUUAUAGCAAAUCUUGGCAUUAACAAGUGUGUAGGUAUAGCAUGUUAUGACAGGCAGAAUAAUUUUAUCUGGUGUUUUUAUUUAGCGUAAGAAACUAAAUCAUAUACAUGUGUACUUCUAGUUUUAUGGUAGAGAACAGUAGAGAUCAAAAAGCGUCACUCAUUUGUUGACUUGGAUGUUUACAGUGGGGGAACUUUUUUUUUCAUUGAAAUUGUCUUAACAUGAAAUCAAAAUCCCAUUGACAGAUUGACUUAUUUUCAACCAUGACAAAAGACAUCUCAAAUAUUCAAUAUCAAGAACUAGAUGCAAAUUUAAAGUUGGUAUGCAAAUAAAACAAAAUGUUGAGGAGAAGGGCAUUUCCUAUAGAUUGAGAAAGGCUCUCUGAAUGAAAAGGCUACAAUGUUAUAACAAAUGUUUUUGUAGCAUCAGCACAUUCAGAAUUUUGGCCUACCAAGACUUUCAAAAUGUGAAUUAACAAUAGAAAACCUGAUAGCAAUGACAUUUAUGUGAAACAUUUAAGAAUCACUGAUUUAUUUCUAUUGUAAACAUUUGGAAUGAACUAACGACAGCAGAUAAUUUUGUUGUUUUCAUUGUAGAACUUGUCUUUUUAAAGGUUUGUGUAAAGAGAUAUAUUUUGUAUGGAAAAAAAUUAAAGAAACAUUUAUAACAUAUA
Strongylocentrotus purpuratus (purple sea urchin) is the source of this 2506-nucleotide messenger RNA. RefSeq lists its product as uncharacterized. The record is from RefSeq and is a predicted model, not a curated record. The transcript has 6 exons. The coding region runs from base 116 to 781 and encodes 221 amino acids. NCBI's taxonomy places the organism in Eukaryota, Metazoa, Echinodermata, Echinoidea, Camarodonta, Strongylocentrotidae.